GCGAGUCGCGUGAUCUUAUCGACGGCCCGCGCGGCGUCGCUGUCGCGUGGGUCGUCCCGACCACCACGCCGGCCGCGCUGCGCGCCGCGCUUAAGCGCACGGGUUUCCCGACCAUCGUCAACAAACCGCUGUACGAGUCGAAGCUCCACCGGCUUCUGCACACCCUGGCCGGGGCGCGCGACGAGGACCUGCCAUGCGCUGGCUGCAAAAACUGCCCGGGGAGCCGAAAGGAGGAGGGGAAAGGCAAAGCCCCUCUCACCCGGCCCACCCCCCGGUUAUCCGAACAGGUCGGUAAUUACCGGUCGGGUUAUGGGGACGGCGGCGGUACUCUAAUGCGGACACAGAGCGCGCCUUUGGAGAUGGGCUGGGAUCGGGAGGAGUGCCACGUGGCAAACAAUGAUUGCAUCGUGGCUGAGAUGGGCGACCAGCCGCUGCGGGGGAUGGUUGUUUUGGUCGCCGAGGACAACCCGGUUUUGCAAAUGGUCGCCGCAAAAACUGUGACGAGGCUCGGGGCGCAGGUUGUGACGGCGAGUGACGGCGGCGAGGCGAUGGAAGCGAUCGUGCGACGGCGCGAGUCGACGAGCCAGAUGUUUGAUUUCAUUUUGCUCGACUGCCAGAUGCCCGUGAUGAGUGGUCUCGAAGUGACGCGCCGCCUCCGCGAACUAGAGGCGGCCUCUCGGGAGCACACCCCGGUCGUGAUGCUCACAGCCAGCGCCACGCCCGGGGAAGACCCCCGGGCCUCCGAAGAGGCGGGGGUGGAUUUGUACCUUACGAAACCCAUAGAUGCUCGCUCGUUUGUUCAGAACGUUACGGCGAUCCUUCGGGAAAAAGGAGAGCCGAGAAAUUAG
Klebsormidium nitens is the source of this 848-nucleotide messenger RNA. NCBI's taxonomy places the organism in Eukaryota, Viridiplantae, Streptophyta, Klebsormidiophyceae, Klebsormidiales, Klebsormidiaceae. The record is from the annotation of a GenBank genome assembly.